CAAGGCCGCGUCUGCUCAGGUGCGCGCCCCUUCACUCUCCCGCGUCUCUCAGGUGCGCCCUUUUCCUUUCCCGUCCCAGGUUCCAUCUCCUCCAUCCUCUCCGCUAGAAACCCUAGCAGAGGACGCCUGGGAUCUGCUCAAUCUCGCCGCCGACGAGAUGAUGUGGAUGAGUCUCCACGAGCAAGGUAACCACCGGAGCUUCAACGGCGUCAACAUCACGGUCCCAGCACAGAAACCCUCGUCUCCUCCAAUUCGCGCGCCGCCGAAAAACCCUAACCCUAACCCUAAAGGCGGUUACUACACCCCGCUGUUGACUCAACGCCAGGUUCAAGUUGCUCAAGUUCGUUUUCUUACCAAAAUUUAUCAUCCCAAUAUUGACAAGCUUGGAAGGAUAUGCUUUGACAUUUUAAAGGACAAAUGGAGUUCUGCCCUCCAGAAAAGGAGGGUUCUAUUGAGUAUUCAAGCACUUCUUAGUGCGCCAAACCUGGAUGACCCACUGUCGGACAACAUAGCUAAACAUUGGAAGGCCAAUGAAGCAAAAGCUGUUGAAAUCGAUUUUGUAUUCGAAAGAAGUGAAAGCACACCUUUUGUAGGUUGCAGGUGUCAAUAAUUCAAAUAACUCAUCUCCAAACAAUUAUUUUUCGAAUGCAAGUCACGAGCUUGGAGGGAACGAGAUUAUGUAUAGAUGUUAGAUGAGAUUAUGUAUUUUGCUUUACAUUCGAGCUUGGAGGGAACGAGAUUAUGUAUAGAUGUUGGAUGAGAUUAUGUAUUUUGGUUUACAUGUUGAAUUAUAAAGUUUUUAAUAAUGUUAAAGAAUUGUGUUGCUUCUUGUUAA
Messenger RNA from Ananas comosus (pineapple), 835 nucleotides. Its product is annotated as ubiquitin-conjugating enzyme E2 N-like. Gene Ontology annotation, cellular component: nucleus. NCBI's taxonomy places the organism in Eukaryota, Viridiplantae, Streptophyta, Magnoliopsida, Poales, Bromeliaceae. The record is from RefSeq and is a predicted model, not a curated record. Bases 158 to 610 code for a protein of 150 amino acids. Gene Ontology annotation, molecular function: ubiquitin conjugating enzyme activity. The transcript is spliced from 6 exons. Gene Ontology annotation, biological process: DNA damage tolerance; protein K63-linked ubiquitination.